UAAUGGCCAUAAUAAUAAUAGUAAUAUAGAAUUCGAUCUUUUACAUGAACUAGAAGGAUUAGAUCUAAGUGGACAAAAUGGACUUGCAACAACAUCUAAGUCAUUAUCUACAGGUUCUAUAGCAUCUGGAUCAGAAAUAUGGUUCGGUAAACUUCUAUAUAACAUGGAAGGUGUAAUGUUUGAAGACGCUCAGCUUCAAGUUGGCAUGAAGUCAGAAUACCAUGGCCAUCUUGGUCGACUUGCUCUUUAUUUUAAAAACAAAACGCAGAUGACCAUCACAUCAUUUACUACAGCAUUAGAACACGUUAAAAAUAUCGUAAUUACUACACCACAACAACCAGCAACUCUCAUACAACCAUCUGGUCAAAUUCAACAACUUUUUCAUUUAGAAUGUCUGGAACUCUUCAUUCAUUUAUGGAAACAAAUUGGUGGGGGACCAAGAGAGAAACAAACUAUUUUACAAUCAAAGGUCCCAAUAAAUCUUCAAGGGUUACGUAUUAUGAUUUCAGGAUUUCGUUAUGGAGUUUUAGAGGGUGUAGAUCCAAAUCCUGAUAAUGUAGUUGGAGCUAGUGUUUUACAUACCGCACAAGGGGGAAUGACUGGUUGUUUGAUGCGAUUAGAACCAAAUGUCGAUGCACAA
Funneliformis mosseae is the source of this 640-nucleotide messenger RNA. Lineage: Eukaryota; Fungi; Glomeromycota; Glomeromycetes; Glomerales; Glomeraceae. The record is from the annotation of a GenBank genome assembly.